UACAAGUGAAAGAAGAAGACUGUGCCCCAAACAAACAGUACCGUCGCUGUUCCGGUGAAUGUUGACGAGGAUGAAUGUGUCGUUUUGAGAGCCACGAUGAUCUCGGUGAGUUACAUUCUGCUGUGCGGACAGCUCCUCCUGCUGCUGACCGUCAUUCUGUUACAAUGUCUGGGCGGAAUUCACUCCCACAACUCCUCCACCACCGAGACCCCUGCUUCCUCUCCGGGCCAGGGAGCCACCGGGUCCCCGUUCAGCGAGCAGCCGCCCGACCUGGUGAAGUACGAGAUCCCGGUGGACACUGAGAAUGACACUGAGAAUGACACCGAGACGUACGAGUACAGACCCCCGUCUCCUGUGGUCCUCUGCCGCUAUCUGCCUGAUGAGUUCGUCUACUGUCAGGACCCUGUGGAUCACGCAGGAAACUACAGUGCUUUGAAGGAGUUGGGCCACGGUUGUGUCGGGUGGGGCGGCCAGACUCAGAAAGAAGUGAACCUCACUCGUGUGAUAUGCACUGCACUCGAUGAAAUAGAGUGUGCUGGAUCCAGAGAGUUCCUCGGGAGAGAAGUACCCUGCAUCAAAUACACUGGACACUACUUCAUCACCACGCUGCUGUACUCCUUCUUCCUGGGUUGUUUCGGGGUCGAUCGCUUCUGCCUGGGUCACACCGGCACCGCUGUGGGGAAGCUGCUCACCCUGGGAGGCCUGGGAAUCUGGUGGUUUGUGGACUUGAUCCUGCUCAUCACUGGUGGCCUGAUGCCCAGUGAUUACAGCAACUGGUGCACAUACUACUGACACCAAAAGAGAGGUGUGACCAAGGACUCUGACCACCUCCCGGUUCGAUCCCUUUAAUAUUGAGUCCGAGGACCUGCUGAGGAGUCCUGGGAAAAAAUAUUUCAUUCUAAUUUAAUUCACUUGAAAUUUAGGACCUUGAAAAGAAAAGACCUCAGAAUGACUUUCUCCAGGCUGACGGUGAUAUCAGUCCGUUCUUUUUAGUACUAAAUCCUAAACUAAGGUCACUUUGACGCCGGUUUGGUUCAUUUAGCCUGAACCACAGAAAAAUGUGAUUUAUCGUCGCCUUUUAGUUCUGAUCUGUUUGGUUUCUUCACACUGAUUUAUUACAAACAAACCUACAUAUCAACAGGAAGUCACAUGGACUGACAGACAGCUUAUUGAUUGGACAGUUUUGGCAACUGUCAUCCUGCAUCAUCAGUGCUGCGGUGACCCACAUGGAAAAUUAAAUAAAAAAAACAAAAAACAUGACGGCACAGCUUAUGUUUGUACUUCCUGUGUGGCUGCUGUGAUUCAUGAUGAGGACACAAGCAGAGUUCACCUUCUUACAUUAAUGUAUACGCUGCUGAUGAGAAUGCUUUCUGGACAGUUCAAGGUCUGUAGAACUGCUAAAUUAAAAUUGUGUUUAGUUUUUUUAAUCAAUGCUAAAAUCACAUAUCUGCAUUUAUAAAAUCAUAAAACCACAAACUAACUGCACACACUGUAAAGUCUGCACCACGGAGCCCCUGAUCUGUGUGCUUAGGUGUGACUAAUUCUAAGUAGUGUGAAAGAUUGUAUGGACUCAGCUGGACUCUGGGUGACUGGUGCGGUACAGAGGCAAGACGGCCAACCAGGGGACUUUGUGAUCGUAGACGCAGUGUCAGAGGUUUUUAAAGUGGGAGGAGGGCCACCACGCAGUUUCAGGGAAGGCUCAGGGAAUGGAAGUAAUCUGGUUUAAGAGAGAGCUGAAAGUUGUAUUUUUUGUUAAAUGUUUCUUUCGACACUUUCCCAGAGUCAGAAACUCAUAGAUGCCUCAGGAAAGAGAAACAAAGUUAUUAAGAUGAGGUGAGGUGUUUUUUUUAGAGGAGGCAUUGUGUGAUCUUAGCAGCAAUUCCUUCGAUUGCCAACUGUCAUCAAGUUAUUCUGUAUAAGCAGCAUAUAUAUAUAUAUAAAACCCAAUCAUAUGUUUAUUUAAAGUUAAUGAAAGAAAACUAAACAGUAACCAUCCCUCCAUAUUAUCGUGUUGCUCCUUUUUUACGAUGUGGUUCAGCAGGAUUUUCUCUCACUUUUCUCUAAAUGGGUAGUGCUGGUGAUGCUGGAUGAUGACUGUCCAAUCAACACAUCUGUCAGUCAUGUUUCCUUCUCUUUGUUUAUUUGUAUUUAACGAGAAUUGUUUUUCCUAGAUUGAGUGUUGACGUGACCUACAAUCUCUCAGAACGUUUUUACGGCAGAUAGUUAAGCACGUCCUGCUCUGUGGUCCCAGUUUAGAAAAUCGACUUCCACAUCCUGGAGAGUUUUGGGUUUGAUGAUAAAAAAAACACAAUUUUGUCUUGAUAAACGUCUUAUUCUGCAAAGUUCACAUAACCUAACUGACGGCGUCUGAUCAUUUUCAUGAUUUUGCAUGUCAACCAAGAAUCCUCCUCUCCAGUUGAACUUGGAGCAGUGAUCGUAGAGCUAUUCUACAGCCUGAGGGCAACAUCCUACACCGACUCAUUAUCAGUGCUUUCCUCCUCCUUUACCAAGUAGCCCUGCUUUGGCUCUUCACGGUCUUCUGCUGCUGGAGGCGAUCACAUUUUUGUACUUCUCUUUAGCUCUCCUGCCUUCAACUGUAUUUAGACUGAUUAACUUUUCAGCCUCGAGCAAGUAAGAACGCAGAACUACAGAUGGAUGGUGAUCACAUAACUGAGGUGGUGAUUUAGUAGUUUUGAGACGUGGAAAGCAGUAUCUUGCUCUAUCUAAAAAAAAUUCAAACCCUUACCUCUGAGCUGUGUGGGAGCACUUCCCUCCUUAGCAUUCAGGAGUCGAGCUUGGCCCUGUCCAAAUGUCUGAAACUUAAACAAAUUCAGAUUUUCAUUAGCUUUAUCCAGCUAAGCUCAGGUCUCGCGUUAAAUAUUAAAAUCCUCACCUUUUAUCCUGCUUUGUUAAAUUCCUCGUUUUACCCUAAAUGGAAGGUUUAUGUGCUCUUUUCAUAUAUAUCGAGCAGGUUUCAUUACCCAAGGAUCCAUAAAAACCCUUUGAGGUGUUGUCAUAAAAGGUUGAAGAAGACAUGAUCGUCAACGUGUCGACAUGUCAUCCUGCAGCAGCAAUAUGCUUUUAGCAGGCAAUAUAUUUUCAGGCGACUAAACAUCUUUUGGAGAGGGGGAGCAUUAAAUCACAGCUUUCCAUAUUGCAAUUUUCCGUUUAAUUCACAAAGUGUUAAUGCAAGUCUUACCAAGCUAUAAAAAUAUAGUUUAUAGUUAUAGAGUUUUUCCAUGUCCGAGGUCUUGUCUUCAAUCUGAAUGUAAUGUUUUCUUUGUUAAAUCCAAACCCAGCUCCGCAGAGUCGCCCUGCAUUUCUAUAAAAUAUGGUGUGUGGUGAAACUUUAAUGUUGUGGACGCUCUGCUUUGUAAAAUACUGUAUAUAAUAUCGACCUGCCCAGCCGAAGCUUGGUUUUAUAUUCUUUAACUUUAAUCCACUGUACUAUUUAUUUGAUUGCCUUAUGUUUUAUGUGUUGAGGCGUACAUGUUCCCAGGAGCAUUAGAGUUUUAUUUUCCUUUGGUAAAUUUGCGUAAUUUUUUUCAACUUCUGCUUAAAUAAAAAUAAACUCAAAAUGA
Hippoglossus stenolepis (Pacific halibut) is the source of this 3581-nucleotide messenger RNA. It is a transcript of the gene tm2d2, whose product is annotated as TM2 domain containing 2. The transcript has 4 exons. NCBI's taxonomy places the organism in Eukaryota, Metazoa, Chordata, Actinopteri, Pleuronectiformes, Pleuronectidae. The record is from RefSeq and is a predicted model, not a curated record. The coding region runs from base 97 to 792 and encodes 231 amino acids.